Messenger RNA from Pelobates cultripes (western spadefoot toad), 14870 nucleotides. NCBI's taxonomy places the organism in Eukaryota, Metazoa, Chordata, Amphibia, Anura, Pelobatidae. The record is from the annotation of a GenBank genome assembly.
AUGGCUGGAACUACAUCCAUGUUUAAUGUAUUAUUCGACAAUGCCCGUGGACUUCCUUCAUUUGGUCAGUCCAGGUUAAGAGCACAAUUUAUGGGCUCCUUUGUGGAUCUAUUUGAGGUAAGGUGACCCUUUGACUUGAUUAUCCAUCGAACAUACUCAAGGUCAUUACACUAAACUUUUUCAGUAGUAGUUGAUAACAUUUAAAGAAGUGGGCAAUUAUCUGCACCAGAAUUUACUCUUCUCCUGACUAGAGCUCUGCCCACAUAACCUUAUGUACUCAUCCCCCAACCCAACAAGAAAUGGUGCUCUGUUCACAUCUGAGGGAAAAGACAAACAUUUUAACCCCUUAAGGAUACAGCUUCAAAAGCUUGUCUUACCCUUAAGGACACAAGCCAUUUUUGCAUUUUAUGCUGUUUGUGUUCAAACGCAAUUUGCAUCUCUGUCAUUUAUUGCACCAACACAUAUUACAUACCAUUUUUUAGAGGGCAAAAAGGACUUUAAUUUGAUGUUACAUAUACAUAGAUAAAUUCUCAUUAAUUAUAAAAAUAUGCCAAAAAAUUGGAAAAAAACAAACAUACGUUUGCAUAAUAUGUCCAGCUUACGAACAGUGAUUCAAAAUAAAUUGAUUUAUGUGUCUUGAUGUAUAGACUACAUAAUAUUUCAGCUUAUUUUGAAGGUUACAGGACUAAAAUAAAAUUUAAAUGUGCAACAAUUUUAGAAUUUGGGAUGUUUGUCUUGUAGGUUUAGUAGCCAUCACAGAAAAAAAAAUUGCCACAGAGAAGUAUAUAUUUAUAAAAAGUAGAUUUCACAGGCUAUUUAACUAAGGUUAUUUUGACACUUUUAACCAAUUUCUGCUAAAUAUUGGAGUAAAAUUGUGUUUUUUUGCAUGUACAUAUAGUUAGAAUUUUCAUAGAUGGAUUUCUCAUCUUGAGGUAUUAUAGCAGUUUGACUGUUCAAAUAACCCCACAAAGGGCAUUCAUUUGAAAAAAGCAGAUACCCCAUGGUAUCUUAUAUGGUGUAUAUUGUGCCUUAACUUGUCACCAUUCUUUUCACCAAUUUAUGCCAAUCUUUGUGGUGAGAGGGUAAAAAAAUCGCAUUUUUACAUACAUGUUACAUUUUCUCUGAGUAUUUCUUACACUUGAUAUGUGCCACUGUUAAAAUAUCCCCCACAUUAUGCUCUGUUACAUCUACUGAGUGAAACAAUAUGCCCAAUGUAUGACCUAGACACUAUUUUAUGAAGUUACAGUGCUGUAAAAGAGACGUGACAAGUUCAGGAAUUUAAAGCGGCACUGUCAUGCCGAACUUACCUUUCCUCAAUCUCUUCCUCUUCUCCCCCUCUCUCAGGAUCUGUUAUUCUUUUCUUCUUAUCUUCUUUAGUUUUCUUUAAAUUCAUAAGACAAAGUAGGGACUCUUUGCCUUAUGGAGGAUUCCUACGCUUGACCAGCUCUGACCAGCGGAGGAGCAAAGUGUGCUUCAUUUCCGCUGGUCAGAGCAAUUUUCCCAUGAUCCCUAGCUUCCCUCUGUGUUCCCACAAUGCUUCCUGUCAUUUUACACAAAACUGACGAAUUGCGUUCUAACUGAAUGAGAACAGUAUGUUCUUUCCUUUUAGAACGCAAUUCGGCACUUUAUUCGGAUCGGAGUUUCAUUCUAAUGAAUGAAACUCUGAUCCUAUUGAUUGCUGUGGCUGCAUCUUGCAGCCGCUUAGUAGAUAACUCCCUAAUUCCCACGGUAUCAGGGAGCUAUCUACUAUAAGGCUGAAAGACCUAAAUUGGUCUUUCAGCCACAUUUAAUAAUACUAUAAUACUAAGCUAUAUCGCGAGUAGGGGCAUGUGUAGUAAGCAGUGAGCAGCAUAUAGCUGCUCACCGUAAAAAAAAACCAAAACAAACAAAAAAACUAAUACCCCCUAUUUAACCCGUGGGGGCCCUAAAUAAAGAUGGGGGGACCUACUGUCCCCCCCUGGCCCCCACCCCUGAGCGGUGGGUGGGGGCCCUAAAUAAAGAUAUGGGGGGGAACUUCUGUCCCCCCCCCUGGCCCCCACCCCUGCGCGGUGGGUGGGGGCAAUAAUAAAACAAUAAGGGGGGGGGACCUACUGUCCUCCCCCCCUGGCCCCCACCCCUGCGCGGUGGGUGGGGGCCCUAAUGAAACAAUAAGGGGGGGGACCUACUGUCAUCCCCCCAUGGCCCCCACCCCUGAGCGGUUGGUGGGGGCCCUAAUAAAACAAUAAGGGGGGGGACCUACUGUCCUCCCCCCCGGCCCCCACCCCUGAGCGGUGGGUGGGGGCCCCAGUAAAACAAUAAGGGGGGGGGACCUACUGUCUUCCCCCCCCGGCCCCCACCCCUGAGCGGUGGGUGGGGGCCCUAAUAAAACAAUAAGGGGGGGGGACCUACUGUCCUCCCCCCCCGGCCCCCACAACUGAGCGGUGGGUGGGGGCCCUAAAUGAAACACCCCCCCCCAAUCAAGGUGACUAGGGGUCCCAAGCCCCUAGUCACCACCCCCCCACCCAAAAAAACCUAUCCCCUACCUACCCCCUCACCCUACAAAUAGUGAGGGGGGGAAUAAAAUAACUAACCUGUAAAAAAAAAAAUUAAACUUACCAUUUGACGUCUUCUUUUUUCUAAAAUCUUCUUUCUUCAGCCCCCAAAAAGGCCAAAUAAAAAUCCAUUACACCCGUCGCACUUUAAAAAAAAAAAAAAACGAGUGCAAAAAAAAAUUAAUCCAUGUUCGCCCUUCGAGGGCACGCCGCAUACUGAGCUCCGCACGCCGCAUACUGAGCUCCGCAGCCCUGCAAUUAGGCUUAGAACACUCUGAUUGGUGGGUUUAAGCCAAUCAGAGUGCUCUGAGUCAUUUUACACAGCGUGGGAAAGUUCUUUUGAAUUUUCCCACGCUGUGUAAAAUGACUCAUAACACUUUGAUUGGGUGGCUUGAAAGCCACCCAAUCAGAGUGCUCUGUGUCAUUUUACACAGGUGGGAAAGUUCUUUUGGUGGGGGCUCAGGGGUGGGGGCCGGGGGGGGAGGACAGUAGUUCCCCCCCCUUAUUGUUUUAUUAAGGCCCCCACCCACCGCGCAUGCCGCUUCUAUCUUUACAUAUUACAAGGAGGGAGCUGCAUGCCGGUAGCUCCCUCCUUGUAAUAAACUGCACGAACAAACAAGCACUGAUACUCAGAUACACUGAUACAUUGUGUUUGUUUGUUCGGCUGAUAUUUCUAUUCACUCAUUCGUUUGUCUGAUGAAUGAAUGGAUAGAUGAAAUUCCCGUUCGCAUGUCCACACUGGGCAUGUGCGGGAAUCUCACAGUCUAUCUAGUGUGGGCUGAUGACGUGUCCCACAGGGACUUCACCUACCCACACAAAGAUGGCGGCGCCCUGAAUCAAGAUCGGGGCAGAAUAUAAGGAUUAAAAAAUAGGUAAUGCUGGGGGCUUAGGGGCAUUUGGGGGUGACUAGUGGGUCAAUUGGAUGUAGUGGAGGCGGGAGGGGGGUUAAAAAAAAAAAACGAGAUUCGGCAUGACAGUGCCGCUUUAAGUGUGAAUUUUCAUGCAGGAUUUUGAUACAUCUGUGUCCCACUUUGGAGCACUUUAGCAUGCUACAUAUUCCAACUACACCAUGAAGGCAUACCAUUUCUUAAAGAAGAUAUCCCAGGGUAUUUCAAAAGGCACAUUUUGAAUAUUUGCGUGGGAUCAUUUUUCCACUAGUUUGUGCCAAGUGUAGACCAGAGACCAGGACCCCUGUGUGCCUGAUAAUGAUGAUAGGAGUCUCAGCGUGGAAAUGGACUAUCAGGGCCUGGUGCAAGGUAACCACACACCCUCUGGUGUCGAGCACCAGCAUUUGUGCAGCCACAUACCAGGGCCCCGAUGCAGCUUCUUUGGAUCCCUGGUGCUAGAUGAUAAUAUGCAGACCUCCCAGGAUCUGGAUAGGGAGGCUCUGCAGCAGAUAUGUAUCCAGUACUAGAAACAAGGCAAGACUAGAACAGGUACCUUUUAGAUGCAAUCCAUCACGGCCAUACAGGUUGUACCCAAGCACAAAAUUGGCCCAGUGCUUUAAAAAAAUGCCCUUUCUGCAACAUCUACCACGCUCUCUAAAGAGGGGAAGAGGAAACUAGAGAACUAAUCGAGACAUAUUCAAUAUGUUUUUUCUAACACAUUUAUCAUUAGUUACCACCCUGCCACCCAAAAUAUUUUACUUGUUUUUUCUUGCAGCAAAAGUCUCCAGUGGUAGUGUCCUUUGUCCCUAAGUACUUAAAUCUAUUAAAACUUUACCUUCUAUAGGUUUGUUUAGUUCAUACAAUAAUUUAUAUAAUGUCAUGUAGGACAGAUUGUAAUAUUGAGGUAGAAGAACACGGAUGACCCCAAAGCUGGACAACACAGUUCUUGAUAAAAAUGAGGUACUGAGAGUAUCUCAACUUGCACCACAAUGGUUUUAUAGUGGUAUCUCAAAUUAGUCAUUGUAAUUACUAUACAACUAGCAUUUAACACUGAUUUUUCUUCUUUAUUCCAUUUCACAAUGCAGACUGGAUUUCAUGCUGAAGGACUGCAAGAAAUUCUAAUGAACCAACAUAUAUUUUCUCAAGAGGAAGGACUACCAAAUAUAAAGAGCAUCAUGGACAUAUUGAAAAAGGCAAGAUAUUUGCCAUUCACAUUUAUAGAUUUAUCCUCAUUAUUCAAUCACUUAAUAGCAGAGAGAUACAAGAAAAGACAGACAAAUGUAGAAAUGUAUAAUGUACAUUAUAAACAAUAAUGUAAAUAUAAUUUAAAUGUAUGCUAACACUUAGAUAUUGAUCAUCUACUAUGACCUGGAAUAUGGAGGAAUUUUACUACAGAAGUUAAUUAGGUACAGACAAUAUUCAGAUAUAUUCAGUAAAGUGUGAACUGCCAAGAAGUAAAAGUGAAUUACAAGUGAAUUUAAGAUUUUUGUUGAAAAUAGUUGAGCUGAAACAUAGUUCACUUUUUGCUACAGGGGUAUCAGCUACAUCUCGCUGACGAGGCCCAAAGAAAGCUGAAAGCAUUGUACUGGGUUUCUGCAUCACUUGUGCAAAGGGAACUUGCCAGAAUUUCACUUCUGGACUGCCAUUAUUGGUGGGAUCAGUCUGAUAUGCAAAUGUAUAGAUUCACUCUGUAAUGGCAAGAGUGAGCAAAAACAUUUUUUUGAGACCUGAGCGGUAGCUAACUGAUGGGCAAGUGCCCAUUCUUUGCCCAUUCUCAAAGUUCCCAUAUUCUCUGUUUUUGACCCUUUUUUCCAACUCUGACUUUUUUGCCUUAGAAUUUGAAUUACACAAUAAUUUCCCAACAAGGUACACUUUACUUAAUAGCUGUGCCAGUCUCUUGGACUUUUAUAUCUCUAAUUUGCAGAACUUGACUAAGAGUGUGGGUUUCUUCCCUUCUGAAAGAAAAUAAAAUGUUGUUCUUUUUCCCCCCCAAGUAAUCGUGGGUGAUGUUUUUUUAAAUUUACUUUAUAUAAUCAGAGUAUACAGGAACAGAAUGUACUAAUUCACAAGAUAAGGUUGGCUACAUCAUGUGGUGUCAUUUAAGGGUCUUUAUUUAUCUACUAUUUGUCUCCACCGAUACAGCUGUCAGAUUGGAAACCAAUACAUUAUCAACACCCUCUUCUGUCUGCUUAUGUCAAGAUUUUCGGUCAAGAAUUGUUUUACCAUGAAUUAAACAAGGAUUCAAUUAAUGAAUUAUUUAAGGUACAAUAUAGUGAACAGAUUACAUGUUAGGUUGAAAGUAAUGCAUAAGUAUAUGUUUAUCUUACAAAAUACAGAACAUUUCGAGACGUUUGCAUAUAUUUAUUUAAAAAUUCUGAAACCUACCUAUGUCUACUUUUAUUGCUCCAUAAAUUGUGUAUGUUAUAGUAAACUGGGGCUGCUAAUAAUUCAUCCAUAGAAGUGCAUUUUUUGGUCACUGACCAUUUUUGUUUUGAUAUCCAGCUGUAGUGAUUCGGUGGAUACUUUGUAUAACAUCUAUAUAGACAGAACAACAGUUCCAUCUGUCCUAUAGAUCUCAUGGCCUGCUUUCGUUAAAUGUAGGAAUUCCAACUGCUAUGAAUGGUAUAACAUGCAAGUCCUUAUAAUCGUUGUACAUGCAUAUCAUCUUAUCUAAAUUUGGUAUUUCAAAAGCCAUGCACGUAGACAUAGUUUGGUACUGAGGUGUACAGAUGGAAGUGGGAUUUUUGUUUCAUACUAGUGAAAUGUAAUAAAUGUUUAUUAAACAGAGAACAUUUGGAAGGAUUUUUGGUUUGGUGUUAAUACAUAAAUCACAUUUCCUCUCUGACAAACAGGCUAUGUGAAAUAAUAUAUAUAUAUUUUUUUUUUUUUAACGGACACAAAAUCUCCCUAAGUUGCUCAUAAUAUUUUUUAUUUUUUUUUGCAGUUUUUUUACGAACCUAAAGGACAAUCUUCUGCACUAGAAGCAGUUGUUACACAACUUCAGAAUGGGUUGAAUAUACGUUGGUCGAAACCAUUAUUGUCAAGUGAAAACCGCCUCAUUGUGCCAACAUGUUUGGGUUUGCCACUAGAAACAAGUUUGCGCUAUUCUUCUGUCACUCGAGCUGAAACCCAAGGUAGGAUGAAGAAUACAGACCAUAUUUAUCAAGGCAAAUUCAGGUGUUAUUAUAGAGCAAAGUGCUCUACUAGGCACUCUCGCCAUGGAAAGAAUGUUUUGCAAUUUCUACUACUUUGCCUCCUAAUGUUCCCUUGAUAGAUAUGGCCAUAUGACCAAUAUACUUAUAUUUACAAAUGUUGUUUAAAAGAAUGCUCAUGGUAAUGGUUAUGGGGAGUCUAUGUUACCCCAGGUUUCUCUCAAACCAUUUUGGACCUCCACCAAGAUGCUCAGUUUAUCAUUUCCAUUUACGUUUGGGCAGAUUUUUCACUUGAUGAUCUAGAAGCAUAAUUUACUGCUAGUGCCAAUAUAUAUUUUAAAAAACUACAUUAAUCUGUAGUGAUAAGGGCACUUAGAGUGUCCAUUUAACAUAACAUGCAAUUUUUUUUUUUAUUAUUUUUUUUACAGCUCAAUUACAUAUCACUCCUGCUCCGAAGGACGGGUUUAAUUUGCUUAAUCUACUUUAUUCGAACAUAAAUCUGAAGUCAAGAUUUUCUUUGAGGUAACGUUUAGACAGAUCCACUGUAGCGAUUAUAGUUCCAGGAGUGGCCUGUUGUCAUCCCAUGUUAAUUUAGUCUAACCAUUGUUGUAGGUUUGACAAUUUGCCUGUGACCAAUGUGUGCCUGUUAAACUUCCAGUCUGUUCCAGGUCAUAUUGUUCUCCUUUACAGAUUAUGGUAAUCUCUAUAAGUAUUUGUUAUUUUGAUACAAAUAUAUUGACUUUUACCAUAAGAAGAAACUAUGUAAGAGGUGGACUAAGUAACAUAAACAUCUAUCAAUAGAUUCAUGUCAAAAGAAUUGCCAAAUAUCAUUAUAUUAAUAUCAAGGAUCUGAGGAGUUGGGCCAUCCCUUUGGCCUGAACAGUGUGUAGUGACAUAUUGAACGAUUUAAAAAAAAAAUUCCUUUACCAUUUUGCGUGCCUGUUGAGUGAAUCAUUCAAAUUAUUCAAAUGGCAAAUUUUUACUUGGUGCCACUAUGAUUUAUAACAUGUUUUAAAGGGGAUCUGUCAUGUCUCAAGUUUAUUAAAUGACAUUUACUUAUCUACUGUAUUUACAAUUAUCUAUUUGUGAGGUGUGCAAAAUAAAAUGAAAUGUAGAAAUCCACACUUUAUCCCGUAACUGGAUUUCACCUCCUGUCAAUCAUUGUUAUAAGUUCCGUCCUUUGCACCUGGCAGUCAGCAUACAGAAGGCAUACAGAGAAGAAGAAAAAUUAAACGUUGCUUCUAUGUCUCCUAUUCAUUUGCAAUGUUUGACCUGGCUUUGCCUUGUCUGAACUGAAUUAUGGUGUCAUUUGCUAAAUCCUCAACACAAAUGUAAAAGAAAACAGAAGAUCUCAUGAAGUAAACUUUUAUAAAAGUUCUCGGGGAUUUUUAAUGAGUUUUUUUUAAUGGUUCAAAGUCCAGAAAAGUGACAGUUUCUUUUUAAAAAUACAUUCCUUAGAAUUUUCCAUCACAGAAACUUGUAGAAUAUCCAUUUACUGAGCAAGAAACCAAAUUCACAUGUUAUAAUAUGUGUUUUAAAAAUGAUGUACUACCAAAUGUCUCUUACUGUCCCCUUCUCUUAGUCUGACCAAAGAUAUUGUGGUUUUCUUCGGAGUCAAUACGAAACUCAUCCAGGCUGGACUGGAAAUCCAUGGAAAAGUGAAUGCUUUUAUCCCUGUGAAUGUUGAUGCAACGACUGAUUUAAAUCAAAAAUAUUUCAAACUGGACAUUCUACCAAAUCCUCAAGAAGACGAAAUUGUAUAUUUAAGGUAUGUUCUUAUUAAAGAAAAAAUAAUAAUAAUGAUAGCACUACUAUGACAACAAAGAUUGCAUUGUACAUGUAGCAAUUGAUAAUGUUUUUAUGGUUAUGUUAUGCAAGAAUUUUUUAAAACAUUUUGUUCAUGUUAAUUAGAGCAACACUUUAUUAUACUACAUGCUUAGCCACGUUUGUACUCUCUUUUAUCCAUUCUAAUUUAAUUGGUGCUAGUGCUAAGGAAGACGAUAAAAUGGCACACCUUGUGGUCCAUCCGCUAAAAUCGGGCUACUCAAAAUACAUUUGAAAUAAUGUUAGUUGUAAAAAUAGUUUGUGAAGCUCCUCGCUGAUUAUACUACUCAUUAACAUUGAAGUAUUGGUAAAAGAAAAAACUUUACUCCAAUUGUUUUGUAAAAAAAUAAUGUUUUAAAGGAACACUCAGGUCACCAUAAUGAACUUAUCCAAAUAAAGCUGUUGUGGUGCCAGGAUGACCCAGUGCACUCUUGCCUUAAGGGGUUAAACCGUUCUUAAUCAGAGUUUCCCCAAAGGUUGCCUUCAGCGUUCAUCUCCAGGUCCCCCAGGCGGCAACCGGCUUCUAAAUUUGAGUUCGAGGAAGCACUGUGCAGGGGCACUGCUGAUUGACUAGAGUGGUCAGCUGAUGCUCUAUGCUAGACAGUAGCUUCCCAUUCAUAAACAAAAUGUACGUAGCUUUGAGGAGCUACUGUACUGAUUAUCUUAGAGCGUCAGCUGAACACUCUUGCUAACGCAGUUUAAGUAGCCGGAUGCUGCCUGGGGAACUAGGAGAUUGGCUUUGUAGGCAACCUUUGGGGAUAAACCGUCUAGAAGGGUUUAAUCCCUUAAGGUAAGAGUGUGCCCUGGGGCUUCCUGGCACCAUAACAACUUCACUUAUAUGAAGUUGUUAUUGUGACUGGUAUGUCCCUUUAAGUCUUUGUUAUAAGUUACUUUGAAAUUCACUUGCCUACAACAAAGUGAAGGUGAUUGCUUCACCUAGCAUAGUUAUUCACACAAGUAUAUACAAGCUGAGUUUUAGAGCAGAGACCCACUGAAUUUAGUUUUUUAAUAUCUGUAGUCCAAAUAAUGUAGUUUUCUCCUUUUUCCUUUUUAAUUUUUCUUAGUUUCAGAUCCAUACUUUUAUAUACCAAGGAAUUGAAAAUUCUGCUUGAAGUAUUGUACAGACAAAAUUCUAAAGCAAUGUACUCCUGAAUCAAUACUAUCUAAUUCUGUGUUCUCGGUCAAAACAGGGCUCUUACGUUGAAGUAGUUAUAUUAGUGUUUAGUAUUAUUUUGAAUUAAAUAAAAUAUGUUAAUAUAGUUUACGCUUAGAUAGCUACCAUUUCAAUUCACAUCAUCUUAUUUUCUGAUUUCUAGAUUGAUCUAAUAUUUACAUAGUUGUACUAUUCAUAGAAUGGUAGAUUAUUACAGUAGUACAUUUUAAUGAGGGAAUUAAUCACUUUACCUCUAAAGAAACAGAAAUCAGAAAUUCAAAUACAUUUAGGAUUCCAAAAAGCAGGGACAGUUUUUAAGAGUUGGGGCAAAUGUAGAAUUAGACAAUAAACAUCUAUACUCUGGUAAACGAGGCAUAUAAUUAAAUAUAUUCAAACAUAUUUUAAUGUAUCAUUGUAAAUGUUAUCGUUAUUAAAGUGUCAAGGAAAUAUUAUAGAGGUAAGAAAAUCAACAGAUAUUUCAAAAUGUAGUUUAUUACAUAUUUUCUAUGUGUUUAUUUGUUUCUGAAAAAUGAAACGUAGCAUGCGCUGUCUAAACGUAAGUAACAUAACAAAUGCACAGAGGCACACAAUAAAAUGAGAUAUAGAUAACCUUGGAAAACAAGAAAAAAAAAUAAACUGAAGCUAAAUAAAUGCGCUGGUCUAGCUAUAAACACGAAAGGUAGACUGUAACAUUUCUUCUUAAGGCGAUUGCAAAUAUUUCUUUAAGAUAAGCAAUGCGAUGUUUCAUAUUUAGGUCAAAGGCAUUCUCUGUAUCAAGAAACGUGGUGGAUUCAGCUGCAGUUAAAAUGAUUCCUGUUGUACCGACUGGAACAGAACCAAAUGUACUGAAGCAGGUCUUCAAUCCAAGAGACAUGUCAGCAGGGGACUCAGCAAGAACAGAGGUAAAGAGAAUUCACUAGCAGCAUUGAAAUAUACUCCUGUCUCUAACCAGAACGACUCACUCUCUCUCAAAUAAAAAACAGCUCCCUGCUUAUUCAAACUCACUUGCAGAAUGCAUCUCGCUCAUAACCAGAUCAAGGCAAAUAGAUCUAUUUAUUAUGCAUCCUUUAUAGAGGUUUUAGAACUGUGCAUCGCAAGGGACCCUCUCUAAUGAUGUACUCUGUAACGAAGUUGCUUUUAUUAGGGGAAAACAAGAUAGCAUUCUCUGAGUAGGAGUAGCUGUUGUUAGGGAUAAACAAGAUAUUAUGAAACUCUGACCAUUCAGAUGUAGCUGAAGUACAACUACCAUGAUUCUCUGGCUGUUUGUUUCAUUCAAAAAUUCAUGGGAGCUGUAGUUCAGGAUGGCCAGAGUUUGGAGAAUCCUGCUUUAGGUUAGAGCACUUGUUUAAAGGAUAGUAUUCUGUACCCAGAUAUAACAUAGACAGCUUGAAUUUGCUACAAGCCAUUCUCCACCUGUUCAGCUCGACUGAAAUGUGUCAAAUUUAAUCAAGCCAUGCUUAAAGGAAACCGUAAAAGAAAAACUAUGUUUUCGAAAAUAAAAGAUUACAUGUAAAAUAGACAAUUUGCUUAUUAUUUUGCAAUAAAUAGAUAUAUGUUAAAAAAAAACCUUUCAGUGCAUCACCUCGCUUAUCCUUGCUUCAUGGGGGCAGCCAUUUUUUUUUAUCAGAAGCCAGGACGUGCAUUGAAAAGAGAUAUUUACUUUUAUGUACAUUUUAGAAAAUAAUACACACAGAAGCUAUAUUAUAUCUAAUAUUUAAUUUAAAUAAAUUAUAGUCUUUCUUUCACGACAGUGCCAAUAGAUGUACACAAAGGAAAGAUGGAGCUACAUAAUAAUAACUAAGGGGAGGAGGCUGAAAAUCAUGUUAGUGACAUAAUAUCAUGGAAUCUUACAAUUAAUGAACUAUGAGCAUUCAUGGCAUUCUUACACCUGGUAUACAUAGCUUCAUGUUUAGCUCUGUAAAUAGUCAUGUUUUAUGUUCAAUAAAUUAUUGAAGGAUGCAGAAAAUUGGUAGUAGCAGGCGAAUUUAAUAUUAAUUCCAAACAUAUAUAUCCAGAAAGUGUAGACAGUUUUAAAUUAAAUUUGAGUUAUCAAAGUUAUAAACAAUUAGCAUAAUAAAUGCAGAAUUUUACCAAAAUCUGAGCUGACUAUGAUUAAUGAGGAGGUUAGACAUCAAAAGCAGAGGGUGGGAGGUCUUGCUCUUCUAUUGGCCACGGUAGAAGUGAUUCAGAAUAUCUUGUAUAAAUUAAAACUGCACUUAUAGAGAUGAACAGGAAAUCUGGGAAUGUAGGCUUUUAUACACUUUCCACUGAAGUAGGGGAUGUUCUUUGGGUUUAGAUAAUAAAGAAAACUCGAAAAUCCAGACGAUGGGUCAAAAGUUUGAUGGCAUAUACCUUAAUCCAGAAAACACAAGCAAAAGGUCAAAGACAGGCUAGUUAAGGAAAAGGAUUUUGGUGGCUCAACACAAGACAAUGAAGCAAAGCAAAAGCCUGGAGAUUUUUGAUAAGGGACUUAUCCCGAGCAACCUUACCAGAUUAACUGGGACUUGAAUAGUUAUGGAAACCAGUUGAAAAUACAGAUGGGUAUUAUUAAAGUGUCCACAUCAAUGUUAAUGAAAAUAGCUCUUUGUGUAAGAUGCUAGUGAAGUGAAUCCCGAGGGCCUCCGUGUAUGGUGCGUGAGAGUACAAGAUGCUAUCUAGGCUUCAGUUAUAUUCGGCUCCAGGAAUUCCACAUUCCAAAGAAUACAUAGUUUUUUUUCUUGUUCCCUGAUCCUGGUCUUAACACACAUAAUGGGACUGUGAAUUAAUGCCUCUCAGGCAUAUUCUUUAAGAGCAGAAAUAAUUGGACAUCUCUAAAUCGAGCAUCUCUAACGCAUUAAAACCUCAAAUUUCAUACAUAGUCUGGGGGGGAAGAAGCAAUGUUUUCUUUAAUAAUAUGUACUGUGCUGUCACUAAUAUAACAGGGUCAAGCAUGACGCCAAUAAGAUGUACUGUACGUUCCACUUAUAAAACGAGAUAAAGCAUACCACUAAUAAGCAUACCACUAGUAAGAUGUGCUGUGUGUUCCAUUAAUAAAACAAGGUCAUGCAUACCACUAAGAUGUACUGUUAUUGCCACUGAUAAAAUGAGGUAAUGCAUGCCACUAAUAAGAAGUAAUGUGCGUGUCACCAAUGUAACAAUGUCAUGCAUGCCACUAAUAAUAUGUACUGUGCGUGUCACCAAUAUAACAAGGUCAUGCAUACUACUAAUAUGGUGAACUGUGUGUGUGCCGCUAAAACAUCAAGAUGAUGCGUACCACUAAUAAGAUGUACUGUGCCUGACACUAAUAAAAUUGAGUUAUGCAUGCCACUAAUAAGAUGUUCAGUUAUGCAUGCCACUAAAAAGGGCAACGGAAUCUGUUUGUGCUAUAUAAAUGGCAAUAAUAAUAAUAAUGCACUGCAUGUACCACUAAUAAAACUAUGUAAUGCAUACCACUAAAAAGAUGUACUGUGCAUAUCACUAAUAUAACAAGGCCAUGCAUACCACUAAUAACAUGUACUGUGCAUCUCACCAAUAUAACAAGGUCAUGCAUACUACUAUUAAGAUGAACUGUGUGUGCCACUAAAAAAAUGAGAUGAUGCAUACCACUAAUAAGAUGUACUGUGCAUAUCAUUAAUAUAAAGAGGUCAGGCAUGCCACUAAUAAGAUGUACUGUGCAUAUCAUUAAUAUAAAGAGGUCAGGCAUGCCACUAAUAAGAUGUACUGUAUGUGCCACUAAUAAAAUGAGGUAAUGCAUACCACUAAUAAGAUGUACUGUAUGUGCCACUAAUAAAAUGAGGUAAUGCAUACCACUAGUAAGAUCCCCCAGUGCUUUCCAUUAAGAAUAGGCCAUGCAUGAUACUCGUAAGAUGUAUUGUGGUUGCCAUUUAUUAGGGUUAGAUAUUUAGUGCUUUCUAGAUAUUUUUGCAUCAUCAAAUCAGAUGUGUCAUGUAUGCCACUACAAAAACAUAUUAUACACAUUAUUAAUAAUAUCUUUUAGAUGGGGUCUGUGUGUCUCUGGUACAAGAUUUGUAUUCUACAAAAAAGAUGUGUUGUAGAUACCUCUAGUAAGAUGUAUCUUGCACGCAUGCCUCCAAUAAGAUGCAUUGUCUAUGCUACUGGUAAGAUUUAUUGAGCGUGUACAGGUGCAUAUGAGAUAUGUACACACAAAGACCCCAGGGAAUGCACAGGAUGAAUUAUUAGCUACAUGUACAAUAAUUUAUUUAGACAUUAAAAAACUAUAUUUCUUUUGUUAAUGCUUCUUCAUUAUUUCUCCCAGUAACAAAGUAAGAUUUGUUAAUUUUUCAUUGAGCAGAAAAUAUGACAUUUCAUCUACUAUAGUAAUAAUCCAUGAGGUCACUAUCAUUAAGGUUUGUUUUUUUUAUAACUUGGAAGUAAAGGUUCCCUGAGAACAAAUUUAAAAAUUACAUAUUUCCAUUAAUAUUCUGCAAACGAUAUUAUUACAAAAUAUUAUGACAUUAAUACAAUAGAUUAUUAAUAUAUUAAACUAGCAGUGGUUGUACGUGCGCUGUGAGCCCAAAUUAUGUUCUAUAAAUCGGAAUCAGCAGGGUAACGUGCUUAGCCUCAUUCCAAUAUAUUAUUAACGUUAAUCUUGCCUACACGGAAAACGAAAUUAAGUUGCGUGAGCGCCCCUAUUAAAUUCACUCUCAAUAUUCAAUGAAUCAAUAGUAUUAAAAUUGUUUUACAAUUCAAAAAGUAUAAACUUUAAGUUGUAGUCAUUAAAUGGUGGAAGCGAUUGUAACAUUUAAGCUGAAAUAGAUGAGUAUGAGUAUAUAUGAUUAUGUUGUAAUUGUUAAUUUGACGAUUAGUUAAUAAGACCCUUAAUUAAAAUAAGACCAGGAAAUGGGAACUUAUCAGCACUUAAUAGUAUUACAUGUUACAAGAAUAUUUCUCAUGAACACAGAUUAAAUUAUAGGUAUCCUGGUGUCGCUUUACAGAAAACAGUAGUUAUCUCUAUUCCAUAGGUAUCCCAAAAUGCUUAGGAUGCAAAAGGAAUUAUUGGACACGGUAACAUACCACCCAACAGUCUAGGAUCCAGCGGGAGGGUCUUAAUUUCGGAGUUGCCUGGUGUCCUGCAUCCAGAGAAACCAGAGGACUGUCGACAGCAAGCUCAAUGCAUGCGCAUCAUUAGAUGGGCUCACACUGAACUGAGCUGCAGGGCCGAUCCUGGGUGCCCCGCCCCCUCCCAAUAGGUUCUGCCCCCACUCUCUAGGCUCUGCCUCCUUGCAAUUGGCGCCUAAUGGGAGGGGCGCAGCCUAGCACUGCACACCUUGCUUAUCCGCCUCUAUGCACCCACCCAGGAUCGGUCCUGCUGAAUAAUAUCUGA